CCUCCAAUCUCUGCAGAGGCCGGGGCUGUGGAGAGAUCGGCAGUCUUGGCGGCCGGCGGGUCAGUGGCGCGCUGAGGUAGAGACGCGGGAGCUGGUGCUGCUCGCGAGGAGGCGCGCCCGCGGGAAGGAGCGAGCCAGCUGGUUCCGGUCUGAGGAGACCCUGAAAAAAGGGGGAACCGAGAGGACGUCGGAAGGGGAAGAUGCCUGGUACGGACCUUCUGAUGUUGAAGGCCUUUGAGCCUUACUUUGAGAUUUUGGAAGCGUAUUCAACAAAAGCCAAGAAUUAUGUAAAUGGAUAUUGCACCAAAUAUGAACCUUGGCAGCUGAUUGCAUGGAGUGUCCUGUGGACCCUACUGAUAGUCUGGACGUAUGGGUUCAUUUUCCAGCCAGAGAGCUUAUGGUCAAGGUUUAAAAAGAAGUUUUUUAAGCUCGUAAGGAAGAUGCCCUUUGUUGGUAAAAAGAUUCAGAGCAAGUUGACAGAGAUCAAAGAAGACCUUGGGAAGCACUUGCAGUACCUGAAAGUGGAUAAAGACUAUGUGAAAGCUCUGCCGGCCCAGGGUUUAAGCACAACGGCAGUCCUAGAGAAACUCAAGGAGUAUAGUGCCACAGAUGGUGUCUGGCAAGAAGGGAAGGCCUCGGGAGCUGUGUACAGUGGGGAGGAGAAGCUCACAGAGCUGCUCGUGCAGGCUUAUGGAACUUUUGCGUGGAGUAACCCACUGCAUCCAGAUAUUUUCCCAGGACUACGUAAAUUAGAGGCAGAAAUUGUGAGGAUGGCGUGUUCCUUGUUCAAUGGAGGACCAGAUUCUUGUGGAUGUGUGACCUCUGGGGGGACAGAAAGCAUCCUUAUGGCCUGCAAAGCUUAUCGGGACCUGGCAUUAGAGAAGGGGAUCAAAACUCCAGAAAUAGUGGCUCCCGUAAGUGCCCAUGCUGCAUUCGACAAAGCAGCCCGUUACUUUGGGAUGAAGAUGGUCCGGGUCCCUCUGAACAAGAUGAUGGAGGUGGACGUGCGGGCAAUGAGAAGAGCCAUCUCCAGGAACACUGCUAUGCUCGUCUGCUCUGCGCCACAGUUUCCUCAUGGUGUGAUAGAUCCUAUCCCGGAAGUAGCCAAGCUGGCCGUCAAAUACAAAAUACCUCUCCAUGUAGAUGCUUGUCUGGGGGGUUUCCUCAUUGUCUUUAUGGAGAAAGCGGGAUAUCCACUGGAGAAACCUUUCGAUUUCCGGGUAAAAGGUGUGACCAGCAUUUCAGCCGAUACCCAUAAGUAUGGCUACGCCCCCAAAGGCUCAUCAGUGGUGUUGUACAGUGACAAGAAAUACAGGAAGUACCAGUUCUUCAUUAGCACAGAUUGGCCGGGUGGCAUCUACGCUUCACCAACCAUUGCAGGCUCCAGGCCAGGUGGCAUCAUUGCAGCUUGUUGGGCCACCUUGAUGCACUUCGGUGAGAGUGGUUAUGUUGAAGCUACCAAACAGAUCAUCAAAACUGCUCGCUUCCUGAGAUCUGAACUGGAAAAUAUCAAAGGCAUCUUCAUUUUUGGGAAUCCUCAGGUGUCGGUCAUUUCGCUGGGCUCCCAUGAUUUUGACAUCUACCGGCUAUCUAACUUGAUGACUGCUAAGGGGUGGAGCUUGAACCAGUUGCAGUUCCCACCCAGCAUUCAUAUCUGCAUCACAUUAGUACAUACACGGAAGCGAGUAGCGACCCAGUUCUUAAAGGAUGUCCGGGAAUCUGUCACCCAGAUCAUGAAGAAUUGUAAAGCAAAGGUCACAGGAAUGGGUGCCAUCUAUGGCAUGUCCCAGGCAAUCGUUGACAGGGACCUGGUUGCGGAAAUCUCUUCAGUCUACUUGGACAGCUUGUACAGUACGGACGCUGUGACCCAGGGCAGCCAGAUGAAUGGUUCUCCAAAACCCCGCUGAGCUGGGGCUUUUUCUAGUUCCAGAGGACUCCUGGCCUUCAGAAUGUUCUCUGGGUAUGGAAUAGGCCACCCACAACUUCAACAUUCAGUCUUGCUCCACAGAGCACAAAGAUAGGCCACAAGACAGCUCGAGCCUCCGGAUUCUUGUUCCUCCUUUUGUUACCUUUUGUGGUUUUAAAUUUGAAGACUGAAGGAUUUUACUGUAUAAUGAACCUACCCUUGUUAUAAAUGUAGUGGUAGGAAUUGUCUUAACCAUUUCCUUCUUUAACUUCUCUAGUUUUUUUCUUCACUUAAUCAUUGUGUGGUGGCUCUGACCUGGAGGGAAGCUCUGAGAUCACAGAGGGUUUGUUACCCAGGCAGAGGCUUUAGCUAGCCAUGCGGGAAGCACGUAUGUAACCGUGCUUCCCAGGCGAGUGUUUGGUGCAUCCCAGGUGGGAGGCUUUUUCAGCCCUGUGCUUAGAGUAGGUCAGAUGUCUCUGGUAGAGUCACUUUCACUGCGACUUGCUCUGUUUUUCCAGGGCACAGAUUGGCCGUGUUGUACUCUGUGAUGUGAGGGAGCCGGUCCACUCGGUAGCCCCUGGCAGGGGUUACAGUGCUCCACUGGUCCUCCUCUGUGCUUGCAAAGCCCCAUUGGAUGCUCAGUUGCCACUGUCUUUGGAGAUGCUUAUUUGAGGUGAUGCUCCCAUUUCCUUGUUUCUAUAGAAUAGGACAAGAACAUGGUUGUCAGAGAAUCUAGGACUUCCCGCCUGUGGUGCUGCCUCCUUGAAUUGGGCAGUGGUGAGAGCACACCUAGCCCUCUCCUGGACUUACAGUGAACAGACACCAGACCUUUUGUGUACGACCUGAAUGUCAGCGUCGGUGAGCGUCCAGUUUCAAUUCUGUGUCACCAGAGUUGGUGGCAGAACUUUGCUUCUUCCCAUUGCCUUAAGCCUUAAGUCACGGGCUGAGCGUGAGUUCUCUGAAGGGAGAGCUCAGAGCACCUCCACAAGUUGCCUUCACUUACCCUAGGUGGGUAUGAGGAGAGUGCAGGGAACAUUUUCCCGCAUUUGUGUGUUCUUGCCCAUUUCCCUUUGCUCGGCUUCCAAAGGUACUUUGGCAGUUCACUCUCAGGCUGCACACUGCUCAGCCCCAGCUAAAAGGGAGCAGUGCAGGAUUAGCUAAACAUUUGCAAAUUGGCUAGUAUGGCAGCGAGCAGACCCUGGCCCCAGUUGCUCAGGGACAGGACAAAAUGCUGCACCCACUUCCUACUCUCUUCUCCAUUUCUGGGGGCCCUGAUCUAGGCCGAGCCACUGUCCCGCUCCAGUGACAUACCGUGUGCCUUUCUCCCCACAGUGAGCUUCCGGGUCCGGCCCCAGGGGAAGUGGACCAGACUUUAAGGUCUCUGUGUAAUUGGAGAGAACUUAGAACAAGUGAGGAGGAACUUUGCUCCCUUCCCCUUCUCAGGGACUCCUGAAUAUGCAGCCUCUGCAGACUCUGCCGUCUGGCCCCUCAGUGGGAAUGCUGGCUGGAAGCACCACGGCCACCAGGCUUUCCCUGAGGGCCACGCCCCUGCAGAGCUUGUGUGGUACGUGCAUGCAUAUAUGCAGCCCUCCUGUUCACUCUGCACUGUGUUGUGGGGCUCAACAUAUCAACUGGGGACAGUUGAUAUGUGUAUAUGUCAGGGAGGGGCAGAGACCUUUAGAACACAGGACUCAUGCUUCCUUCGGUUUCUGGACUGGCAGGUACCUCCUCAAGAGAGAAUCUGCCAUCUAAGCUGUGAAGCAGUUGUCUCUGGUCUCCAGUGCAUCAUGUUGGAGGAGGCCCAGAGACCCAGAGCCCUCGCAGGUACUGCUGUGGCUGCGGCGGCUAAAAUAGAAGCCUGUGCCCUGCAGUCUCCCCAGGACCAGCCCUGAGCCGCUUCUUUCCUUCCUCUGUGCUGUGAGCGAAUUAGUGCCAGGUGCUGAUGGUGUUUUAAAAGGGACCUACAGUAGACGCUUUUAUCUCUGAUUAAGAGCCUUGGUUUGAUUUAAUGCUUUUGUAGGCUUUUACUUUUGUAUGUAUUUGUGUGUGAAAGCACAAAGUCCCUGUUUUGUGGCAGAUAGGUAGGGUGUCUUAAUGGUAUCAUGUUGCUAGCAGAUGUCAGAUUGGCCUCUGCACCCCAUUUUAUACUUGGAAAAUGGUACUUGACUCUCUUCAGUCUUUUCUCUAACUUCUCCCUCCCUGUCUGCAUGCUCCUUUCCUAAUUGCAGCAAUAAUCUCUUAAAUAGCAAUUAAAUAAUUAAAUAUCCCAAACUGUACUGGCUGUGGAUGAUUGCAUUCAUUUACUUGGGCUGCUGAUGAAAGAUCGCCCCCUGCUGGGGAAAUCGUUGUGUGUGAGCAUUGAUGCCAGGGCCAAGAGACCCAAGCCGUCUUCAAUCUAGCUAAUCUCCAAGCAUGUUAGUAGAUAGCUGAUCAAUCCCUCUCCACCAGGAGUGGUCACUGUGGCUAUUUUGGGGCAGACUGGAAUUCAGGGCCUUAGUUUCCCAGAAAAAUGGCCCUGUCUUAUGUUUUCUGCCAUCUUCUGCUUUAACUUACUGAUGGAGUAAGCCAUCUGGGUGGUCUUUGGCCAGCAUGGGAUGUGGCUCUCUCUGACCAAAGGACACACUGCCUUCAAGCAUAGUAUAUGGGUGGGGCCUGGGAGAGCGCCUCAGAUGAUCUUCACAUGCAUAACUGCUGGGUAUCUUGUUUCAUUCUGAAUAAGAAAGCAGAGGCUCCCCACACAGUUAGUCAGGAUCUGAGAGCUGCCAUGCAGGUAACUGUCUUUUCAUUCUGGCUUUCAGCCCUUUCAGGGUUUUCUAGAAAGAAGGCAAGGAAUGAUGUCUUUGCUGUGUUUCCUGUCAAAUGGCUUGGUGCCCUGAGCACCUGCACACCCUGAGAAAGAGAGGCCAGCAUGUGCUCGCACUGGGAGGCUGGGCUGGGCUGACCUGACAGGUAGCCCUUGAGGUGCUGGUGCUGCCCCUUCUGCUGUAAGCCCCUUUGCUUUCUCUGUGGGCUCUUAGCACCACUGAGCAGUGUUUCCCUGGACCCAGCUUGACAGAAGUGAUGACGGACACCUCAUUUAAUAGCCACCAGCUCUACUGCAAGUGGGCAAGUCAGGCUUGGACUGCCUUUCCUUGAUUUGAAGCCUUACUUCAACUACUUCCAUUUAAGGUUUUGUCCCUGUUAUAGUAUCCUCUCUACUUAAUAUCUUCCCUAAUAAUUGCAGUUACUUGGAUCACUUUUAGAAUAAAGCUGUUUAUUUUUGAAAA
Molecule: messenger RNA, 5172 nt
Organism: Chinchilla lanigera (long-tailed chinchilla)
Lineage: Eukaryota; Metazoa; Chordata; Mammalia; Rodentia; Chinchillidae
Gene: Sgpl1
Product: sphingosine-1-phosphate lyase 1
Exons: 15
Coding region: 201-1907 (568 amino acids)
Biological process (GO): sphingolipid catabolic process; carboxylic acid metabolic process
Cellular component (GO): endoplasmic reticulum
Molecular function (GO): sphinganine-1-phosphate aldolase activity; pyridoxal phosphate binding
Source: RefSeq, a predicted model, not a curated record